This is a messenger RNA of Rasamsonia emersonii CBS 393.64, 2370 nucleotides long. Its product is annotated as Polyubiquitin binding protein (Doa1/Ufd3). Gene Ontology annotation, biological process: proteasome-mediated ubiquitin-dependent protein catabolic process; ubiquitin recycling. Gene Ontology annotation, molecular function: ubiquitin binding. Lineage: Eukaryota; Fungi; Ascomycota; Eurotiomycetes; Eurotiales; Trichocomaceae. Gene Ontology annotation, cellular component: nucleus; cytoplasm. The record is from RefSeq and is a predicted model, not a curated record. The coding region runs from base 1 to 2370 and encodes 789 amino acids. The transcript is spliced from 3 exons.
AUGUCUGAAUACAAGCUCUCCGCGUCAUUGGAGGGCCACGGCGAUGAUGUACGCGUCGUGGCCUUCCCAAAUUCAGAGACAGUGCUCACAGCCUCGCGCGAUGCCACAGUUCGCAUUUGGAGGCGAGUGUCUUCGCAGCCGCCCGCCUACGACUACACCAUCUCUUCACACGGCUCCGCGUUCGUCAACUCCUUAGCCUACUAUCCGCCCAUUCCGCAGUUCCCUGAGGGUCUGAUAUUUUCGGGAGGGCAAGAUACCAUAAUCGAAGCCAGACAGCCGGGGAAAGCCGCGGGGGAGAAUGCAGAUGCUAUGCUCCUCGGCCAUGGCCACAAUGUCUGCUCGCUCGAUGUCUCUCCCGAAGGCGGGUGGGUCGUAAGUGGAAGCUGGGAUGGUUCAGCAAGACUAUGGCGAUUGGGGAAAUGGGAGACAGAUGUUGUGUUCGAUGGUCACCAAGGUAGCGUUUGGGCUGUAUUGGCCUACAACAAGGAAACAGUCAUUACGGGCUGUGCGGACCGUAUCAUUCGUGUCUUCAACACGUCUGGAAGACUGCUGCGAACCAUCAAGGACUCCCGUGACGUCGUCAGAGCGUUGUGCAAGCUGCCUGAUAACCACCCCUCCGGAGCUCAAUUCGCCUCAGCAAGUAACGACGGCGUCAUCAGACUAUUUACAUUGAAUGGUGACCUUGUUGCAGAACUUCAUGGACAUGAGAGCUUCAUCUACUCCCUGGCUGCCCUUCCGUCGGGCGAGAUUGUCAGCUCCGGAGAGGAUCGAACUGUGAGAAUAUGGAAAGGCACCGAAUGUAUCCAGACCAUUACCCAUCCAGCGAUAUCUAUAUGGUGCGUGGCAGUGUGCAAUGAGACGGGAGACAUUGUCACCGGUGCAAGCGACCGUAUCGCGAGGGUCUUCAGCCGAGAUAAGAACCGCCAGGCAGAGCCCGCUGUGAUUCAGCGGUUCGAAACUGCCGUGAGGGAAUCGGCAAUACCACAGCAGCAGGUCGGAAAUAUCAACAAGGAGAAGCUCCCCGGUCCCGAAUUCCUCAAGCAGAAGGCUGGGACCAAGGAAGGUCAGGUCCAAAUGAUACGUGAGGCAGAUGGCAGUAUCACCGCCCACACCUGGUCAACAGCAGCACGACAGUGGGUAGCCGUGGGCACCGUUGUCGACUCUGCUGGGAGCUCCGGCAGGAAGACGGAGUAUCUGGGUCAGGAUUACGACUACGUUUUCGAUGUGGAUAUUGAAGACGGGAAACCUCCCUUGAAACUCCCUUACAACCUAAAUCAGAAUCCCUACGAAGCCGCCACGAAAUUCCUUCAAGACAAUGAGCUUCCUAUGGGGUAUCUCGACCAAGUUGCGAAGUUCAUCAUUCAGAACACGCAAGGUGCAACUAUCGGCCAAUCAAGCGAGUCACAGCAGCCUGCGGGUGCUGCAGAUCCAUGGGGUCAGGAACGACGAUAUCGCCCAGGAGAGGUCACGACGGCCCCUCAGCCUCCAUCGGCGGCUCCAUGGCGUCAAGAUGUGCUUCCGCAACGAUCCUAUCUCUCUAUUAGAUCUGCCAAUAUCAAAGUCAUUGCCAAGAAGGUGGAGGAGCUGAACCAACAAAUCGUGAGCUCAGGUGCCAAGGACGUUUCCCUGAACCCGCCAGAAUUGGAGACUGUCAUGGCCCUCUGUCGCCUACUAGAGUCCAAUGAAUCCCUCCCUAAGGACAACGCGAUUCUUGAGACUGGAAUACUACUAGUGUUCAAGAUAGCGGCUAAAUGGCCAACUGCCAAUCGACUACCUGGUCUCGAUCUUCUUCGGCUACUAGCAGCGGCGACUCCAUUAACUGCCCAGACGAAAUAUGAUGAUCAAGACUUGAUCUCCGCGAUCCAGCAGAGCGGGGUGUUCAACAGUCCUGUGAAUGUCAAUUAUGCGAUGCUUACAACCAGGAUGUUUGCCAAUCUCUUUGAAACCCCUGCCGGUCGUGAGCUCGCAGUCAGCAAAUUCGACCAGAUCCUGGAUAUGGUCAAGUCGGUCACCACGUAUGAGGAAAGUGCGCCGAAUCGUAACCUCACCAUUGCCGUGACCACCCUGUACAUCAAUUAUGCGGUGUAUUUCACGUCAGAGGGGCGAGCCAAGGCUCCCGAGUCGUCGGAACGUGGACUUAGCCUGCUUGACGAACUAGCCAAGAUUCUCUCGAAGGAGAAAGAUUCCGAGGCCGUCUACCGCGGUCUUGUGGCCUUGGGCACGCUCGUCAAGGAGCUUGGCGACGAAGUCAAGAGUGCCGCCAAAGACGUUUACGACUUUAACAAUGUGCUAAGCAAACUGUUGGACGCCGGUCUUGAAAGGGAGCCCAGAAUCAAAGGCGUCGUCGGGGAGAUCAGAGGCUUGUUAUGA